Lodderomyces oxycetoniae is the source of this 2052-nucleotide messenger RNA. It is a transcript of the gene TIF34, whose product is annotated as translation initiation factor eIF3 subunit i. The record is from RefSeq and is a predicted model, not a curated record. Gene Ontology annotation, cellular component: cytoplasm; eukaryotic translation initiation factor 3 complex. NCBI's taxonomy places the organism in Eukaryota, Fungi, Ascomycota, Pichiomycetes, Serinales, Debaryomycetaceae. The transcript is spliced from 4 exons. Bases 1 to 2052 code for a protein of 683 amino acids. Gene Ontology annotation, molecular function: hydrolase activity; protein binding; translation initiation factor activity.
AUGGCCAGAGGAAAUCAAAGAGAAUUAGCAAGAGCCAAAAAUAUGAAGAAACAAGAAGACCUUAAGAAGAGUCAGAAACUAGGGGAUAAGAACAAGAGAAUGCAGAAUGAUGCCGACAAAAUGAGAGAGAAACAAGCUGCAGGAGGCAGAGAAAGCGGAGGAUGCAGAGGAUGCAGAGGAAGCCAGCAGAAUGCAGAGAGAGAAACAGAGGAAGCGGGUGGUGGACUGUUGGAUCAUAUGGGAGAAAAGCUAUCAUUUCACGAUGUUCAAACCAAAGAUGGAACUACAAUGCGUAUUUUUGUUUUCCAUCCUAAGGUGCCCAACUAUCCCAAUGUCAAAUUUCCUGGGGUUAUAGUAUACAGUGAAAUUUAUCAAGUUUCACCUCCAGUGGCUCGAUUUGCUAAGGAUAUCGCAGGUCAAGGUUUCAUUGUUGCUGCUCCAUCGGUUUAUCAUAAUUUCGAAGGACCCGAGCCAUUGGAGUACAAUGAUGAAGGUACCGACAAGGGUAAUAACUACAAGAUUCAAAAAGAAUUGAAGUCGUAUGACGAAGAUGCAGAUUUGACGAUAAAGUACUUGUUGAGCUUAUCCACAUGCAAUGGAAACAUAGGUGCUACAGGUAUGUGUCUUGGUGGACAUUUGGCUUUCAGAACUGCCUUGGAUUCCAGAAUUAAGGCAGCAUUUUGCUUUUUUGCUACCGAUAUCCACAAACACUCUUUGGGUAAAGGAAUGAAUGAUGACUCCUUGAAGAGAUGUAAUGAAAUCAAGGGGGAAUUGGUUAUGAUAUUUGGAGAUAAGGACACUCACGUUCCUUUAGAAGGAAGAGACUUGAUUAGAAGCGAAUUGAGACGCAACAAGGUUCAAAUGACCUUUAUUGAAAUCAAUGAUGCUCAGCACGCUUUUGUUAGAGACGAGUCUAGCAAGGGCAGAUAUGACCCUGCAGUCACCAAAUUGUGUUUCGAAUGGUUGUUGGAGUUGUUUAACCUGGUAUAUUCUAAGAUCAUGAGACCAUUAAAGUUGAUGGGCCACGAGCGUGCCUUGACCCAAGUCAAAUAUAAUAGGGAAGGUGAUUUGCUUUUUUCAGUUGCCAAGGAUAAUGCAGCAUCGAUAUGGUACUCAUCAAAUGGUGAAAGAUUGGGGACGUUAGAAGGACAUCAGGGUGUGAUUUGGUCGAUCGAUGUUGACCCUGAGACUUUACUAUGUGCUACGGGAGGAGGUGAUUUGCAAGUGAAGUUGUGGACGGUUGAGAAUGGGAAAUGUGUUUAUUCAUGGAGUUCCCCCUCGCCUGUUAGAAGAGUUGCUUUUUCACCUGAUGGAUCGAAAUUAUUAGUUAUUGCUGAUCAAGUGAUGGGUCAUAUUGGUACGAUAUCUGUGUAUGAUAUAAAUCGAGACGUCUCAACUAUAACUCAACAAUCAGAAACGCCUUCGUUGGUCAUAGAAACUGAGCCUAAUGGAUCAAAAGCUACAGUUGCUGGAUGGUCUGAGAAUGGCGAAUUCAUUAUUUCCGGUCACGAUAACGGACUUGUAAGCAAAUACGAUUCUCGAACAGGUGAGUUGAUUUCCAGCUUACAGGCGCAUGGUAUACAUAAUGAGGAGAAAGCCGUUGGUGUGACAGAUAUACAAUUUGCAUUAGAGGAUAGAUCUUACUUCAUCACUUCAUCGAAGGACAAAUGCGCCGUAUUGAUUGAUGUCGACACAUUUGAGAUAUUGAAGGUUUACAAAGCUGACGCACCGAUGAAUGCGGCAGCUAUCACUCCAGUUAAGGAUUUUGUCAUAUUGGGAGGAGGUCAAGAAGCUAGAAAUGUUACUACUACUGCCGAGUCGCAAGGUAAAUUUGAAGCUAGAUUUUACCACAAGAUAUUUGAAGAAGAGAUUGGUCGUGUUAAGGGACAUUUCGGUCCUCUUAAUACUGUUGCAGUGCAUCCGGAUGGAACAGGAUACAGUAGUGGAGGAGAAGAUGGGUUUAUAAGAGUUCACACUUUUGACAAAUCAUACCGGGAUUUUCUUUUUGAUGCUGAGAGAACUGAAAAAGCUGCAGCAGCAGGUACAAUCUAA